AGCGCAUUGCGAUUUGGAAGCGCGAGCUCCGCUGGUGGCGGAAGUGGUUGCAGUCGGUCGGUACCGGGUAGCCGCGAUGGCGGCGGUGGGUUCGGAUGUCGAGUCGCUGCCGCGUGGGGCUUUCCGCUGCCGCCUCUGCCACGUCACCACAGCCAACCGACCCAGCCUGGACGCCCACUUGGGAGGCCGGAAGCACCGGCAUCUGGUAGAACUACGCGCUGCCCGAAAGGCCCAGGGACUUCGCAGUGUGUUUGUCAGUGGCUUCCCCCGGGAUGUGGAUUCUACUCAGCUUUCUGAGUACUUCCAGGCGUUUGGGCCUGUGGCCAGUGUCGUCAUGGAUAAGGACAAGGGAGUGUUUGCCAUCGUGGAGAUGGGGGACGUGGGCUCCCGGGAGGCUGUUCUGUCCCAGCCCCAGCACAGCCUGGGGGGACAGCGCCUGCGCGUCCGGCCACGGGAACAGAAAGAAUUCCAGAAGCCGGCCUCCAAAUCUCCCAAAGGAGCGGCCCCCGACAGUCACCAGCUGGCCACAGCCCUCGCCGAGGCCCCGGACGUGGGGGCGCAGAUGGCGAAGCUCGUGGGGCUGCGGGAGUUGUCCCAGGCCGAGCGGCAGCUUCGGAGCCUCGUGGUGGCGCUGAUCCAAGAGGUCUUCACAGAGUUCUUCCCCGGCUGUGUGGUCCAUCCUUUUGGCUCUUCCAUAAACAGCUUUGACGUCCAUGACUGCGAUCUUGACCUCUUCCUGGAUCUGGGUGACUUGGAAGAGCCCCCGCCGGUCCCAAAGGCUCCGGAGUCUCCGUCCUUGGACUCGGCCCUCGCAUCCCCGCUGGAUCCUCAAGCCCUGGCCUGCACCCCAGCAUCCUCUUCAGACUCGCAGCCCCCAGCUUCUCCCCAAGACUCGGAAGCCCUGGACUUUGAAAUCCCUUCCUCCUCCGUGGCACCUCAGACUCCGGACUCAGCUUUGGCCUCCGAGACCCUGGCCUCUCCCCAGUCCCUGCCUCCAGCCUCACCGCUGCAGGAGGACCGGGGAGAGGGGGAGCUGGGGAAGGCUCUGGAGCUGGCAGAGGCCCCGAAGGGGGAGAAGACGGAGCAGGGAGCCAUGCUGGAGCUGGUGGGGUCCAUUCUUCGGGGCUGUGUUCCUGGAGUGUACCGAGUCCAAACUGUGCCCUCUGCCCGGCGCCCCGUGGUCAAGUUCUGUCAUCGGCCUUCAGGUCUCCACGGGGACGUCUCCCUCAGUAACCGGCUGGCCCUGCAUAACUCCCGCUUCCUGAGUCUCUGCUCCGAGCUGGAUGAGCGGGUGCGGCCCCUGGUGUACACCCUCCGCUGCUGGGCUCAGGGUCGAGGGCUGACAGGGAGUGGCCCCCUUCUCAAUAACUACGCCCUGACCUUGCUCGUGAUCUAUUUCCUUCAGACCAGGGACCCUCCUGUGUUGCCCACUGUGUCUCAGCUCACCCAGAAAGCAGGUGAGGGUGAGCAGGUGGUGGUGGACGGCUGGGACUGUAGUUUCCCCAGAGAUGCCUCGAGACUGGAGCCCAGCGCCAACAAGGAGCCCCUGAGUUCCCUGCUGGCCCAGUUCUUCUCCUGCGUGUCUUGCUGGGAUCUUCGUGGCUCACUGCUGUCCCUUCGGGAGGGUCAGGCACUGCCGGUGGCGGGGGGCCUGCCCUCCAACCGCUGGGAAGGCCUGCGUCUCGGCCCCAUGAAUCUCCAGGACCCCUUUGACCUGAGUCACAAUGUGGCAGCCAAUGUAACCAGCAGGGUGGCCGGGCGGCUACAGAACUGCUGCCGCGCGGCAGCCAGUUACUGCCGAAGCCUCCAGUACCAGCACCGUUCUUCCCGGGGUCGGGACUGGGGGCUGCUCCCCCUUCUGCAGCCCAGCUCCCCUAGCGCCCUGCUGUCUGCAACCCCCAUCCCCUUCCCUCCUGCUCCCUUCACCCAGCUCACUGCUGCCCUGGCCCAGGUGUUAAGGGAAGCAUUGGGGUGCCAGCUGGAACAGGGAACCAAGAGACUGCGGCCAGAGGGAGGUGGGACUGGGGAUCCUCCCCGGGAAGGGUCACGCAAGAGACUGAAAAUAGACAGACAGAAAAACAGCCCCGAGGACGGGGAGCAGGAGCCGCAGGGGUGUGCGGGGGCCCCGAGCGGAGAAGGGUUGGAAGAAAUGGUUACAGAGGUUGGAGAAGCAACACAAGACUGGGCCCUGCAGAGCCCUGGGCAGCCAGCGGCGCCUCCCCUGCCAACUGCAAAGCUGCUGGCCCCUGGAGAAGAGCAGCCAGGCCAUGCAGGACCUCAGGCGGCCGAAGAAGGGGCCCAGGUUGAGACAAAGAAGGGGGCGUCGCUCUCUCCAGUGAGCUGGCGCUGCGCCUUGUGGCACCGAGUGUGGCAGGGGCGGCGGCGGGCCCGGAGAUGCCUGCAGCAGCAGGCCACGGCAGGCACCGCGGGCGGGGCGGGCACGGGGGUGGCGUGGCUGGCGACGGAGGCUCGCGUGACCCAGGAGCUGAGAGCACUGGGCAGUGCCGAGCAGAGGCCGGAGGCUGAGCCGCUCCUGACCUUCGUGGUGUCUGCCUCCCAGGCCGACCAGGCGCUCACUGUGACCCCGCUCCAGGAUUCCCAGGGCCUGUUCCCUGAUCUCCAUCAUUUCUUACAGGUUUUCCUCCCUCAAGCCCUUCGCAGUCUCCUUAAGUAAAGCCUGGCACCCGAAGGGCAAUAAAGCUGCUGGUUUAAUACCUGC
Messenger RNA from Myotis daubentonii (Daubenton's bat), 2719 nucleotides. It is a transcript of the gene TUT1, whose product is annotated as terminal uridylyl transferase 1, U6 snRNA-specific. NCBI's taxonomy places the organism in Eukaryota, Metazoa, Chordata, Mammalia, Chiroptera, Vespertilionidae. Gene Ontology annotation, cellular component: nuclear speck. The record is from RefSeq and is a predicted model, not a curated record. Gene Ontology annotation, biological process: RNA 3'-end processing. Gene Ontology annotation, molecular function: poly(A) RNA polymerase activity; RNA binding.